AUGUCUCUUACACAGACAAUGUCUCCGCAGUCCUCACUCUCACUCUCGGCGACGGCUUCAACCUCGACGUCGCCUUCACCCUCCACCACAUCGACCCCAGCUUCCGAGCUGUCUACCGAGUCCUUCACCAUCGCCCUCGAAUCUGAGACGAUCAACGUGGGCGCCUACUAUUCCCAGCUCGCCUGGCUUUCUAAUACAAUCUCUACCCCGGAAGCGGCACGCAUUGACGCGUCCCUCCUCGCCCUCUGGCGCUUCCUCCUCGACGAACUCGACUGGGGACGCAGUGCACACGCCACCCUUCGUGGUUUCGUGUCUCGGCACAACGCCGACGUGGGGCGGCUCGCCGCCAGACUGAACCUUGGCGCGUGCACGUCUGAUGGGCAGGGGACGUGCAAGAAUGUGCCAUGA
This is a messenger RNA of Cutaneotrichosporon oleaginosum, 408 nucleotides long. RefSeq lists its product as uncharacterized. Lineage: Eukaryota; Fungi; Basidiomycota; Tremellomycetes; Trichosporonales; Trichosporonaceae. The record is from RefSeq and is a predicted model, not a curated record.